Molecule: messenger RNA, 342 nt
Organism: Cooperia oncophora
Lineage: Eukaryota; Metazoa; Nematoda; Chromadorea; Rhabditida; Trichostrongylidae
Source: the annotation of a GenBank genome assembly
AUGCUUUCGGAUGACACCUAUAGUCUGUGGGAGGUUCACGAAAGUGGUGGAGAGCGAAAACUAGACGACGAAGAGAAACCGCUUUUGGUGCAGCUCACCUGGCAUCGUGAUGAUCGUGAGGGGCGAUUUCUGUUGCGGAAAAAUCGUCAAGGAAUGGCUCCAUUAGCAACAAUACAGCUACCAGAAGAGGAGAAUAUGAAGCGUGGUACGAAACGAUUUUCGAAGCGAGAAAAGAAAGAAAUGAAGAAAAAACAUCAGAAGGACAUAAUCACUGUAAAUACUGGCCGAGAAGAGGCGUUGGCACCGGUCUGCACUGACCUUUAUUGUCAGGUCAGUUAUUAA